Molecule: messenger RNA, 1107 nt
Organism: Eucalyptus grandis
Lineage: Eukaryota; Viridiplantae; Streptophyta; Magnoliopsida; Myrtales; Myrtaceae
Product: glycine-rich cell wall structural protein 2-like
Exons: 1
Coding region: 1-1107 (368 amino acids)
Source: RefSeq, a predicted model, not a curated record
AUGGGAUCAAGAAAAUGUGCUCUGAUGAGUCUUCUCCUUCUUUCUUGCAUAGGUUUGAGCUCUGCUCACAUAGUCAUCCGGAAUGCCAAAGCUGGUCAGAACCAUCAAGAUCCUCUCACCCAAAAUGAAAAUGGAGGAACAUGGUUUUGGGGAGCUGGUGCCGAUUCAGGGUCUGGCUCUCGUAGUGGCUUUCGCAUGGGUAGUGGUUUUGGUGGAGAUAGAACUGGUUCUGGCGACUCUAGCGGUGAUUUCAAGGCAGGUAAGACUGAAAGUGCCGGCGGAAGUGGAAUCUUUGGCAGCUCAGAUGGACUAGGUGUGGCUAGCGAGCACGGUUUUGGAAUGGAUUCUGAGGGUGUCUCCAGCGACCAUAGCAGCAGCGAUGCUGGAAUGGGAAGUGAGAUUCCUGCCAUGAAAGCUAGUUAUGGAUUUGGAAGUGGUAGUAGGACUGGUGGUAGUGGGUUUGGGUAUGGGUCUGGAAGUGGCAGUGGCUUUGGCUCAGCUUCUGGCGAAGGAAUUGGGUAUGGUUUAGGUGGCGGUAGUGGUGCAUCAGGUUAUCCACCAGGAUGGCAAAUGGUGUGGCCUGGUCUUGUACCUGUAGGUGGAGGUGUGCAAGGACAAGGAGCACCAGUUCCUGGAACUGGUGUCGGGUCUGGCUCGGGAGGUGGAAAUGGUGGAGUACAUGGGUCUCACUCCCAGGUCAGUGGAGGUGGUGGCCGUGUUCCAGGUAGAUAUGGACAGGUUCCGAGUUAUGAAGCAGGAGGUGGACUGGGAUCUGGCAAUGCUGGAGGUAAUGGCCACGGUUGGGGAGGUGUUCAUGGCUCUGGCUCGGGGUCAGGCUCAAGUGGUGGUGUCCAUUACGGUUUUCCCCUCGGUAUGCCACCACCAGUGAUGGGAGGUCCAUUGCCACCAUUUUGGGGAUUCACUUCCCAUCAAAAUGCAGGAGCAGAAGCAGGAGCACAUCAUCAGACGGGCCACACCGAAGGAUCAGAAGGCGAUGCUGCUAUGGAGGGAGCUCUCUCAAGUAUUGGACAUUAUGAACACAAGACAGAUGGUUCCGAUGGACAUUUUGAUAGUGCUAGUGGGCCUGCGGCUGCCCAAGGUGUUUAG